Morus notabilis is the source of this 520-nucleotide messenger RNA. RefSeq names its product cellulose synthase A catalytic subunit 4 [UDP-forming]-like. The annotation marks the transcript as partial. Gene Ontology annotation, molecular function: cellulose synthase (UDP-forming) activity; mannan synthase activity. Gene Ontology annotation, biological process: plant-type primary cell wall biogenesis; cellulose biosynthetic process. Gene Ontology annotation, cellular component: plasma membrane; trans-Golgi network. The transcript has 2 exons. The record is from RefSeq and is a predicted model, not a curated record. Lineage: Eukaryota; Viridiplantae; Streptophyta; Magnoliopsida; Rosales; Moraceae.
UCCCAUGAAGCUUAGGCAAGCUUAUGGUCCAUCCAACGAGCUGGUCGCAUCACUUUGCAGCGAAAACGACAAGCCUCAUGUUAUGAAGAAUGGUGGCGACACAACAUCAAUACUUGAAGAGAUGAAACUAUUAGCUUCUUGUACUUAUGAAAUUGGCACUAAAUGGGGUGAAGAGGUGGGAUAUCUAUAUGGUUCAGUGGCAGAAAAUUACUUCACAGGAUUUACAUUACACAGCAAAGGUUGGAUUUCAGUCUAUUGCGAUCCGCCGAGGCCGCAAUUCCUGGGCUGUGCAACCACCACCUUGAAUGACUGUCUAACUCAGAGCACAAGGUGGUGCUCUGGUUUCUUUGAUGUUGGUAUUUCAAAGUAUUGCCGUUUUAUAUACCGUCCCUGGCGCGUGUCCAUUCUUCAUAAAAUGUGUUACGCCGAACUCGCUUUACCGCUUUCUUUCUUUCCCUUGUGGGGCUUUGCCACCAUUCCUCAGCUCUGCCUCAUAAAUGGCAUUCCCAUAUACCCUAAG